GCGUGAGGCGGGCGGGCACCCGGCCAGGGCGCGGGCAUCCGGCAGCUCCGCAGAGCCCGCCGCGGCGCCGACCAUGAGGAACAACAGCAAGGAGGUGCCCGGUGCCUCCCACCGCUACGCGCCCUGCGACUGGUAUUACCACUUCCCCAUGAAGCGCUCUGAGAAACCUGUGGGUGCCCCACCAGCAUCUCAGAUCCCAGGGCUCAGUGAUUUGGGAGAAUCCAACAAUGGGGACACGUCCCAUGCUCGGCGAUACUGGGUAAAGGAAACAGACUCGGAGUAUGUGAAGCUAGCCAAGCAAGGCGGCAGGCCUGACUUGCUGAAGCACUUUGCCCCUGGGACCAGGAAGGGCUCCCCAGUGGCCUACUCCCUGCCUGACUGGUAUAUCCACCACAGCAAGCCUCCAACAGCCCAGCAGCGAGAAGUCCCCAUGGUCUCCAUGCCAGAUUACAUGGUUUAUGAAGAAUUCAACCCUAACCAGGCCAAUGGUAGCUAUGAAUCCAGAAGAGGCCCCUUCGACUUUGACAUGAAAACGAUUUGGCAGAGAGAGGCUGAGGAACUUGAAAAGAAAGAAAAAAAGCUUGUGAGGCUACCAGCCAUCAACUCAAAGUAUCCAAGCAAAGCAGGGACUCCGGUUGGUCCCAAAGACCCUGCAGGCAGCAGGCUGUCCUUUCCCCCUAUGCCUAGUCAGAAAAACAGCUCACCAACAAACUUUUCCAAACUUAUUAGCAAUGGUUAUAAGGAUGAGUGGUUACAGCAGCAUCGAGGUGAUUCUGACAAGAGGACUCCCAAAACAUCCAGAGCAUCCAUGUCCUCUCAGUCCACACAGGACCCUGAAGGUCCCCAGGACACAGAAGCAAGCCAAGGCCCAGAGGCCCCCCAAGAUCUUGAGAAGACUUCAGGCCAAGAAGCAUCUCCAUCUUCAACACCUGCGGAGCUCAAAUAAGCUUGUAGAUAAUAUUUAGGGUAACACGUUUUGUCACUAAGAUGUGACUGUGUUCCAGGUAUAUUAUAAGGCUCCCACCCAUGUCAUUGAUAUAGCCCUAUAUAUAUCUGGCACUGUAGUUGAGGUCAUUGUAGCACGGAUAGUGGAAAUGCAGGCCUUCAUUUCACCGGGGUGUAAAUGCAGCCAUGUCUUCUGCCACCCAUUGCCUUGCUGCUCUGGAAACUCCCGAGGCCCGCACCUUCCUCCUGCCGUCAUCCAACACCCUCCCAUCUGACCGAACAGGAAGAAACUCACAAAACAAGCUUCAGCUUUUUUCAUCAUCUGGUCCUGAAUCUUUAUAGAAAUAACCUUCCUGUUACAAAAAAAUUAAUUCAGAACAUAGUGAUAUUGUUUAUACUAAAAAUAUUUUAUUAUGCCUUGAUGUUUUAGGCAUUAAAUAUAAAACAUUGUAACAUAAUAAUACUUAACUAGUUUAAACCUCUUGCUUAAUAUUGAGUGUAAAC
Messenger RNA from Jaculus jaculus (lesser Egyptian jerboa), 1449 nucleotides. RefSeq names its product chromosome 16 C7orf57 homolog (gene C16H7orf57). The record is from RefSeq and is a predicted model, not a curated record. Bases 74 to 946 code for a protein of 290 amino acids. Lineage: Eukaryota; Metazoa; Chordata; Mammalia; Rodentia; Dipodidae. The transcript has 7 exons.